Molecule: messenger RNA, 525 nt
Organism: Echinostoma caproni
Lineage: Eukaryota; Metazoa; Platyhelminthes; Trematoda; Plagiorchiida; Echinostomatidae
Source: the annotation of a GenBank genome assembly
AUGGACGACAGUCCUCAGAAAGAUCAGAAAAUUCCCCCGAAGCGGGAGGGGGAUGCAAUCACCGCGGUACUCAUCAGUCAGCUUGCCGCCGAAGCCUGUCAAUUACAAGAUCAAUUGACUUUGUCAAACGGGCAAAUCGGAGCUGAGUACAGUCGAUGGAAAGUGGAGAGGCGGGGGGACACAAUUCGGAACAUGCUACGUAUGUCCCAAGCCUAUUUGUCCUAUUGGUCCAAUGUGGCCGGUGCGUGGCGUGAAGCGAUCGAUGCACUAGAACGAGCACAGUCCGAUCGGUCUCAUCGACUGUCAUCGCCGCAUCAUCCCGGUCGAGACUCGUCCGUGCCCAGUACGGAGCCGGAUUCCGUUGCCGAGUCCACGGAUCGUCGUCGAACUGAGGCACAGACCGGGAAUCGACUGGAUCUAGACGGUGUAGACCUGGGUUCCGAUGAGUUCUACCUCGCACCGGCUGAACUAUGCCCAAAUGGGGAUGACGAUUGGACCCCGUCAGAUUCUCCCGAGACCAACUAA